AUGAAUGAUGAGAUAACCUCUGGAAGGACUGUGGAAGUAGAAGAGUACUAUUCAGAUGAGGAGGACUACGAGGAUCCAAAUCCACCGCAACAGUCGAUCUUCCAACUUUACGACCACGACGACUACUUUUCCGACGACGAUGGUGGCCCUAUCUUCCGCCAGGUCACCGAGCAGAUCAUAGACACGAGCGGUCAGCGGCGGAAGAAUUACAAAGUUCUUUAUGGCUGGCUAUUUGGAAAUUUACUGGGCGAAGGGAGCUAUGCCAAGGUUAAAGAAGUCCUUCACACAGAAACGCUCCAGCGAGCCGCCGUCAAAAUCAUCAAAAAGCAAAGGCUGAGGAGAAUACCUAAUGGAGACUCCAAUCUAAUCAAUGGCCUUGAAUACCUUCACAGCAUACGCGUAAUUCAUAAAGACAUCAAACCUGGAAACCUUUUACUCAAUGCCGAACAAACCCUCAAAAUCACCGACUUCGGCGUAGCCGAGCAGCUAGAAUUGUUCCAAGAUCACAUGACCUGCACAAUUGCAAAUGGAACGCCCCAGUUCCAGCCACCGGAAAUAGCCGCUGGAGAAUCGGAAUUCAACGGUCCGGCAGUUGAUGUUUGGGCAGCGGGCGUGACCCUAUUCAACUGCUGUACGGGCUCAUAUCCUUUCACAGGCGAAAAUGUUUACAAUCUCUACGAAAAAAUCGAAGAAUGUGUUCUUAUACUGCCAAAACUGACAAACGAUAUUCUUGCAAAAGACUGGGAUACUAUAAUGCAUGGCAUGCUCGCAAAAGACUACAGACAACGUUUUACAACGGCUCAAAUCCGAAAAUCGAUCUGGUUCCAGAGGCAUCGGCCGGCGCUGGAGCCCGAUUUCUUUGAGAAAGUCCCGGCUAUUCAAAAAGAACUGAAGCAAAACUCAUCAUCUUGUUAUGCUGCGCUUUGUAGAAUGCAUGAUAUUCCCAUUGGGGAGGAUUUGCUGCCAGAAUCACCAACAAUCAACAUAAUGGAAGCAAUAAAUCAAAUAUCGGUAACAGACGGGGAAAUCUACCACUCGGAACCGAUGAUGCUCGGUCACGGGCGGACUGCUAGUCUUCCUUACAGAGCUGUCAUGGCCACCUCUAAUGUUGAGGACAAAAAUGCGGGUUCAAUGGACGCAGAAAGUUAUUUUGCCUUUAAAGAUGACGAAAAGAAGGAAACUGUUGGCCAAAUGCUUGUCAUGCUGAUUGAUACUAUAAACAAGAAGAUUGAGGUUCAAAAUGAAAAGUCAGAAGACUUGGAAAGCCUCAUUCAAGAAAUCGCACUAGAAACUGAAAAAGGGUCAACCAACGAAGAUAUGGAAAAGUUCAUCGAGCAGAAAUUCUCGCUGCUGAAUGCGAAUUUGGAGCUUCAAAUUGAAAAGCGGGUGGAAGACCGGCUCAAGUUGUUAUCCACUCAAAUGAGUGCCCAAUUGUCGGAACUAAUGAAGGCCCGAGAGGCUAAGCUGAUUGAAGAACUCAGUCCUCAUCCGGGCGCAGAGAGAGGAAACUCCCGGAAACAAAACAAAGGCCGCAAGAAAAAUGGAGGCCAUCAUUCUAGGAAUAAACAAACGGAAAAGGCAGAAGCCACGCCCGGCAAUAUUCCAAAAUCGACAAAUGAGCAACAACAAGAAUCUGCUUUUAGGAUCAACAAGAAUCCCGAAGAAUCCAAAAAUAGAGCGGACAAAGUCGAAACAACGACAGAGGGUUCGCAGAACAUGAAUUAUGACGAAAAUAGAAAAUUGCAAAAACAAAACCCCAAAACACAGCAGCAAUUUAUCAUUCCGACUAUUAUUCCAAUUACCUCAACAUCGGGAAGAACAACACAGACGCCGAUUACACAGCAGCUGACUUUAACGCCGCUGUCAAUCGACGCCCAGCCCUCAUCAAAACGUCAGAACUUGCCGAUUCUCGUCGGUUUUCGAGGAAGAAGAUGCGAUGAAUGUAAUCUGUCGCCCUCGGACGAUCCAUCUCCAGGAGCCUGGGUUCGACAAAAGCACGGGUGUCGAUAUCUUUUGUGCGAGAAAACGACGAAUCCCUGCCUCAAUGGAGGCGAGUGUGUCUCCUACGAUGCACCUGCUAUUCAGCUUCGCGGUGGAAAAAGAUUUGAGACCACCACGAAGCAGAAGAAAUGCGUUUGUCAAGAUGGCUUUAUUGGACAAAAAUGCGAAAUAGGAACGGAUUUUUUAUUGAACCCACUUCUUCAGAAGUACCUCCUAAAUUUGCCAUAUCACUAA
This is a messenger RNA of Oikopleura dioica, 2235 nucleotides long. The record is from the annotation of a GenBank genome assembly. NCBI's taxonomy places the organism in Eukaryota, Metazoa, Chordata, Appendicularia, Copelata, Oikopleuridae.